Vicia villosa (hairy vetch) is the source of this 2739-nucleotide messenger RNA. Its product is annotated as L-type lectin-domain containing receptor kinase VIII.1. NCBI's taxonomy places the organism in Eukaryota, Viridiplantae, Streptophyta, Magnoliopsida, Fabales, Fabaceae. The coding region runs from base 224 to 2320 and encodes 698 amino acids. The transcript has a single exon. Gene Ontology annotation, molecular function: ATP binding; carbohydrate binding; protein kinase activity. The record is from RefSeq and is a predicted model, not a curated record. Gene Ontology annotation, biological process: protein phosphorylation. Gene Ontology annotation, cellular component: plasma membrane.
GAUAAACAUCAUCCACCUGUCUUGCUCAGUUUCCCAUGGGAUUCUCUCUCUCCUCUCUCUCCUCUUCUUCCUUCUCAGUUCUCUCUCUCUCUAAACCUUCACACCUUCGUUUUCAUUCCUAUUCUCAGAACAAAACAAAAACAUUAACAUAGUAUUUCACCAAUCAACAACAACAUUAACAACACUCUCUUCACUUUUCACUACUACUUCACUUCACUCUUCAAUGUCUCUUCUUUCUUUCUUCUUCUUCUUAUUGGGUCUUUCGUUUUUCAAUGUUCUCAUAACCGCUUCCACUGAAUUUGACUUUGGAACGUUAACUCUCACAAGCCUCAAACUUCUCGGUGAUGCCCAUUUAAACAACGCCACCGUUACUCUCACACGUGACCUCACCGUCCCAUUCUCCGGCGCCGGCCAAGCUCUUUAUUCCCGUCCUGUCAGAUUCCGGCAACCGGGUAGUAAUUUCCCGGCGAGUUUUACCACUUUUUUCUCUUUCUCUGUCACCAAUUUGAACCCUUCUUCCAUCGGUGGUGGUCUCGCGUUUGUGAUUACACCUGAUGAUGAUUCUCUUGGAGACGCCGGGGGUUAUCUUGGUCUUGCUGCGGAUGGGUUUGUGGCGGUUGAAUUUGAUACUCUAAUGGACGUUGAAUUUAAGGAUAUUAAUGGGAACCAUGUUGGGGUUGAUCUUAAUAGUGUUGUUUCGAAUAAAGUUGGUGACUUGGAUUCAAUUGGGAUCGAUCUUAAGAGUGGUGACACGGUGAAUGCGUGGAUUGAUUAUGAUGGAUCCAGUAAUGACUUUAAUGUUUGGGUUUCUUAUUCUAAUCUUAAACCGAAAGAUCCAAUUUUGUCUAUGAAUCUUGAUAUGGGUCAGUACUUGAGUGAUUUUAUGUAUGUUGGCUUUUCUGGUUCAACUCAAGGUAGUACAGAGAUUCAUAGGGUUGAAUGGUGGAGUUUCAGCUCGUCUUUUGUAUCGUCGGGUGAUCCUUCCGGUUUGCCGCCUCCUCCGGCUGUUAGUUUGAUGAAUACUACGGCGAAUUCGGCGAGGGCACCGCCUCCUUCUAUGGCUCCUUCGAUGAAUCAUUCGAAUGAAGAAAGAAAGGAGAGUAAGAAGAAUUGUCACAAUGGGCUGUGUAAGCAGGGUUUGGGAGCUGUUGCUGGCGUUGUUACUGCCGGUGCUUUUGUUUUAGCACUUUUUGCUGGCGCUAUGAUUUGGUUUUAUUCUAAGAAAGUGAAGCGCGUGAGUAGAUUCGAUUCUCUUGGAUCAGAGAUAAUCAAGAUGCCUAAGCAGUUUAGCUACAAGGAGCUUAAGACUGCUACAAAGUGUUUCAAUGCUAAUAGGAUUAUUGGUCAUGGUGCGUUUGGGACUGUUUAUAAGGGAAUUUUGACUGAGAAUGGUGACAUUAUUGCUGUGAAGAGGUGUAGUCAUAGUAGUCAAGGUAAGAAUGAGUUUUUAUCUGAGUUGUCUAUAAUUGGUAGCCUUAGACAUCGGAAUCUUGUUAGACUUCAAGGAUGGUGCCAUGAGAAAGGUGAGAUUUUGUUGGUGUAUGAUUUGAUGCCUAAUGGUAGUUUGGACAAGGCUUUGUUUGAGGCUAGAACGCCUCUUCCGUGGCCUCACCGCCGAAAGAUUUUGUUGGGGGUGGCGUCUGCUUUGGCUUACUUGCAUCAAGAGUGUGAAAAUCAGGUAAUUCAUAGAGAUAUUAAGACUAGUAAUAUUAUGUUAGAUGAAGGGUUUAACGCGCGUUUGGGUGAUUUCGGAUUAGCUAGACAAACUGAGCAUGACAAGUCUCCGGAUGCCACGGUGGCUGCGGGAACAAUGGGGUAUCUAGCACCCGAGUAUCUCCUUACAGGUAAAGCCACUGAGAAAACCGACGUUUUUAGUUAUGGUGCUGUGGUUCUUGAGGUUGCAAGUGGGAGGAGACCCAUAGAGAAAGAUGCUGCAGGUGUUGGAAAAGUUGGAGUGAGUAGCAAUUUGGUGGAAUGGGUUUGGAGUUUACACAGGGAAGGAAGGUUACUGAUGGCGGCUGAUCCAAGGCUCGAGGGAAGGUUUGAUGAAGCGGAGAUGAGAAGAGUGCUCUUGGUUGGGCUUGCUUGCUCACACCCUGAUUGUUUGUCUAGACCAACAAUGAGAGGUGUGGUUCAAAUGCUAGGGGGUGAAACUGAAGUGCCAAUUGUCCCGAGAACAAAGCCUUCUACCGGUCUCAAUAUUUCACACUCUCGCCUCUUAAUAAGCUUGCAAGAUAGUGUAUCUGACUUUGGUGAUGGUAUAAUCUCCAUUUCUACUUCCACGUCCGAGAACAGCUUCAAUGGCGGAGAUAUAGUUUGAUGGAGAUUUUCGGUUGGACAAGGCCAUUUUUAAUUAUUGACUCAGUGUAAAUAGAGAUAGAGAUAUAUGUAUUCAUUUGUUCAUGUAUGUAAAGUAAAUGUCAAUAACAUGCAAUUAAGGACCUCGAGAAAGAAAUUUUGGAGUUUAUGCAAUUCUGUCUCUGAUUUACACAUUUUGGCACAAACUGACUCAAGUGGUUCAUUCAUAUGAUGCUCUGAGCAAUGCAAGGUGUUAGUAUGGAACGUUACUGGCACAAUCCGGAAAGGGUUAUGGAAAUUUUGCUUAGAUCAUUGUUCUAGUUCUAAUGGAUGCCCCCUUGUAUAAGGCAAGUUUGAAUUAAGCUAUUGAUGUUAAACAAGCUUUCUGUUGACAAUGUUAAUUAUGUUACCCUGGUAUAAUAAAGAUGACAUUUUUCCAAA